Molecule: messenger RNA, 1819 nt
Organism: Tetranychus urticae (two-spotted spider mite)
Lineage: Eukaryota; Metazoa; Arthropoda; Arachnida; Trombidiformes; Tetranychidae
Molecular function (GO): nucleic acid binding; zinc ion binding
Source: RefSeq, a predicted model, not a curated record
AUAAUUUUUAUCUUAUCUCAUUGAUUUCUUAUCAAUAAUUUAUCUAAUCUUCACAACAUUAUCACCACUUUGUCACACAAUCCUUACGAGAUCAAAAGAAUUAUCUUUUUUACUUGUUUGUACUCGAAAUCAUGUCUUUACCAACACCUGUAGUAAACAAUCCAAGCAUGGUAAACAAUCCAAGCAUGGUAAACAAUCCAAGCAUGACAAAAACAAACAACACCACGUUGAUGGAACAAUGGGAAAGUAACAAACAACUAACCGUUGAAUUCAUUCAUGAGACCAUCAACAACUCCACGAAGUACGUUGAAUUCAAACACAAGUACAAAGAAGAUGACAUAAAAAAGGUCAUCGUUCAAAUUUGCAAUAAUCUCAGAAAAGACAAAAUUCCAGAAGACUGGAAUGCUACUAUCAUCAAUCAAGCGGUUCAAAUUACCAGAUUUUAUGCGGAUAUAAUUAAAGCACAAAAGGCAAGCUUGCUUACCAAGAAUAAAGCCAAUGACAAAGCCACAGACAAAAAUAACCAGAAUAACAAUAACGAUAUUGUAAUCGCCAAAGGUCAACAGCCAAACAACAAAGAAAAUCCAAAUGCCAACAACAUCAACAAUGAUUGUGUUAUAGUAUCAACGGAACAAAAUGACACCAACUCGAACCAAGACAAGAUUGAAAGAAAAAGAAAAGAACGCAAUAAUGAAGAAAUAAAUGAACCUAUGAUAGAUGAAAGCAAACUCAAUGAGAUCAUUGAUCUGGACAAUAUCAACCCCACAAAGCGUCAAAGAGUCAUCAGCAAAAACUAUCUUAGAGAUGAAAAUGUCUUACAGCCAGGAUGGCAUAGAAUCAACAACAUCGAAACUAAACCUGUGGUCAUCGCUAAACCAGAUGGUAAACAAUACAAGGAUGCAACAGCAUUAAAGAAUGACAUCUCCAAUACACUUGUAGAAGAAACAGAUGAAUAUGGUGAAAUUGAACAGAUCACUAAAUCACAAAAGGUAGUGAUCAUUCAUUUUGAUGACAUCGCAAAUCGUGAUAAAUUUAUGAAAUAUGUUAAAAAUGCUCAUUCAAACUGGAAUUGUGAGAUUCCCAGGUUGAAAAAUCCAUGCAUAAGAAUUAAUGGUGUGUCCAUCAAGAAAGAACCAAACUCAGAAAUAAACUGGGACAAAUGGUUGGAGAAACUUAUUAACAAAAACAAAUGGAUUCCAAAAACUCAAGACUCUGUCUUUAAGAUUAAUUUCAGAGUCGAGAGAAACAACAAAUGGAACAUUGUUUUUGAGGUCUCUCCAAACAUAAGACAAGCAAUAAUAGCCAAACAGGGUAAAAUCUUCUCAGGUAUUCAAAAAUAUGAUGUUUACGACACAUUUAAUAUACAUACAUGUUAUAAUUGCUCAAGUUAUGGACACACCACUAAUCAGUGUGGACAACAACCUGUGUGUCGAUAUUGUGCUAAACAACAUUACACUAAAUGUCAAGUAAAAUCAACCAGUAAUUUUAAAUGCCAUGCUUGCAAAAACUCAGGACAUGCUUUCAAUCAUCCUGAAUGCCCACAAUUCCUAUGGAGAUUAAAACAUGAACUUCAGUUCAUCAACAUGAACUAUGAGUUAAUCAUGACUCCACCAAAUCAAUGAAACAACAUAAGUACAAGAUGUGGACAAUGAGCAUCACUUAAACAAUUCCUUUCUUUUUUCAUAAAUUCACUCUCCUAAUUUUUUUCAUUUUUUGCUAACAACAAUACAAUCCUCAUCCUCUUUUACAAAACCUCUCAAAACUGCCUGAAUUGUACUUUCUCUAAUUUCACUCCAAUAAAAGAAUCAUGAUAAUACAA